This is a messenger RNA of Mya arenaria, 1225 nucleotides long. RefSeq names its product putative nuclease HARBI1. The transcript has 4 exons. NCBI's taxonomy places the organism in Eukaryota, Metazoa, Mollusca, Bivalvia, Myida, Myidae. Bases 1 to 1005 code for a protein of 334 amino acids. The record is from RefSeq and is a predicted model, not a curated record.
AUGGCAGGUGUAUUUUUACCAAAUGUAAGGAAACAGCGUCAGUAUAGACAUACUCCUCAUGUUCAGCAUCUUGAUGAUGGGGAAAUGCACGAGAGGUAUCGUUUCACAAAUGAUGGCGUAGAAUUUUUGGAGGAUAUCUUGAAGGAUGACAUAAGAAGAGACACUCGCCGGAGCAGAGCCCUCAGUGUGCGACAGAUGGUUCUUAUAACCCUUCGGUUCCUCGCCACAGGGGCGUUUUUCAAUGUUGUAGGAGACAGCAUGGGUUACCACAAAUCAACAGUUUCUCGUGUGGUAACCCACGUGACAGAUAUUAUUUGCAAAAGAAUGAAACGAUUCAUUGUAUGGCCUUCCGGCGAAGAGAAGAAUAGAGUGAAGAGCGGAUUUUUCACAUCGGCAGGCUUCCCUCACGUAGUAGGGUGCGUUGACGGGACACACAUCCGUAUCCAGGCCCCUUCUGUUGAUGAGCCAGCUUUUGUCAACCGAAAAUGCUAUCAUAGUAUCAACAUGCAGGCAGUUUGCGAUCAUGAAGGAUUGUUCACAAGUGUCAACGCCAGCUGGCAGGGCUCGUGCCAUGAUGCACACGUGUUCAGGACAUCAGGGCUGUGCAACAGGCUACAACGAGACAAUCAAUGUCUGGAAGAUGGGGUGCUUCUUGGAGAUAGUGGGUAUCCUUUACGGCCAUUCCUCAUGACGCCGUUUAUGAACGCUGACACUCCUGCCAAGGAGAGAUACCAGCUAGCCCAUACUAGAACCCGGGUUUGCAUAGAAAGGGCCUUUGGUAGGCUCAAGCGGCGCUUCCACGUGCUGCACAGUGAGAUCAGACUAAGUCCAGACAAGGCCUGUCGCAUAGCUACAGCCUGUGCAAUUCUACAUAAUGUAGCAUUAAUGUUUAAUAUGCCAGAGGUAGAUGAUGUAGAUGUCAUACAAAACAUUGAUAAUAAUGUGCAGGAUGAUGUUGGUACUGGAACAGCGACACGGGAUUUUAUUGUUAACAGUUACUUUUAAUCAUCAUCAUCAUCAUCAUCAUCAUCAUCAUCAUCAUCAUGCUGUAAUAAAGAAUAGCUUUAACUGUUCGUUUUGUUCGUUUUCAUUUUUACAUAUAUCAUUUAUUUAUUUACAAUACAUUACAAUUAAAUUUAAUUUAAUUGAAAAAUUGGCUUUUUAUGAAAGAGUCAACGUCCUCGUUGUCCAUACGCCUCUCAUAUUUCUCUAGUACCCGUUGCUG